AUGGCGAAAAUAUCAGUGGAUGUGUUGUUGUUUUCGGUGAUGCUACUUGUCUCGAUGAUCUCGACGGCGGUUUUGGCCGAUGACUCUGCCGUGAGAAAUAACAAACACUAUCAGAACAAGCCUCUCGAAGUAUGCGUUAAAGCAGCUGUUGGUGCUCCUCAUGUUCUCGGCGACUGCCCGUUUAGCCAACGAGUUCUUCUUACCCUCGAGGAGAAGAGUGUUCCUUACAAACUUCAUCUCAUUAACCUCUCCCACAAACCCAAGUGGUUCUUAGACAUAAGUCCUCAAGGGAAAGUACCAGUGGCUAAGAUCGACGACAAGUGGGUGUCUGAUUCCGACGUCAUCGUCGGUAUUCUCGAGGAGAAGUAUCCUGAGCCAUCUCUCAAGACUCCUCCUCAGUUUGCCUCUGUUGGAUCAAACAUUUUCAGUACUUUUUCGACUUUCUUGAAGAGCAAAGACUCCAACGACGGAUCCGAAAAGGCGUUGCUUCAUGAGCUAGUAGCUUUGGAGAAUCAUCUCAAGACUCACCAUGGUCCUUUUAUCGCCGGGAAAAGAGUCACCGCGGUGGAUCUCAGCUUAGCACCAAAGCUUUACCAUCUCGAAGUCGCGCUUGGCCAUUUCAAAAGCUGGUCUGUCCCUAGGAGCUUGCCCCAUGUUCGUGACUACAUGAAAGCUCUGUUCUCUCUCGACUCUUUUAAGAAAACAAAGACCGAGGAAAAGUAUGUGAUCUCGGGUUGGAUUCCUAAGAUCAACCCUUGA
Messenger RNA from Arabis nemorensis, 759 nucleotides. The record is from the annotation of a GenBank genome assembly. Lineage: Eukaryota; Viridiplantae; Streptophyta; Magnoliopsida; Brassicales; Brassicaceae.